Messenger RNA from Paramecium tetraurelia, 2751 nucleotides. RefSeq lists its product as uncharacterized. The transcript has 8 exons. The record is from RefSeq and is a predicted model, not a curated record. Gene Ontology annotation, biological process: regulation of membrane potential; potassium ion transmembrane transport. Gene Ontology annotation, molecular function: voltage-gated potassium channel activity. NCBI's taxonomy places the organism in Eukaryota, Ciliophora, Oligohymenophorea, Peniculida, Parameciidae. Gene Ontology annotation, cellular component: membrane.
AUGAGUCUUCUAUUUGACUAGAAAAACAAGUAUGUUCUUUUUGGAAUCAUAUUUUAUAGACCUAAUUACGCCUGUAAUAUAGGGCCUAGAUUAAGAGAUGCGAGUUUACAAUCUAAUAAAACAGUAAUGAAUCUCAAAGAGGAGAGCCCUAUCCUUAUUGAAAGUCAAAUUUCUAAUGAUCAUCCUGGGUUUAGCAAUAAAAUUUGGAAGGCAAAAGCCUUGGAGAUCUUGAUGUUAACUCUUAGGUUCAUAAGCUUUAUCACAAAAUCGAACUUUGCUACCAGUUUUAAAUUAAUCAACAAAAAUGUUUUUGAAAUAAUAGGCGAUGUGUCAGCUGACUUUUCAUAUUACUUAUUAAAAAAUUUCUUUAAAUACGAAAAACCCACAGGAUUUUAAAAAGUAAAGCACUUUCUGAAUUAAAAUAUAUUGGUUCCAAUACGUAGAACUAAAAUGCUGAAGAUCUACUGUUGGAAUCAGAAACUAAUAAUGAGACCUGAGUCCUUGGCUUCAAUUUGGUGGAAUAUAUACAUACUCACCAUAUUGAAUAUUAACGUACUUUACGUAUCAGCCAAAAUUGCAUUCAAAUUCGAUGAGCACUCCAAUGAUGUUUUUUAUUAGGCCAGAUAGAUUAUGUUCGAUGUUUUACCAUCUUAUUCAUUUAUGCUUGAAAUCAUUUUGAAAUUCAAUACUUGUUAUUACUAUAAAGGAGCAGUAAUUGAAAAUCGAUAUCAAAUUGCAAAAAACUAUUUGCAAUCAUCAUUCUUCUUUGACAUAUUUGUGGUGAUCCCCUACUUUAUAAGUCUACGAUUCAAUUUGGAAUACUUGGAUCUAGUUAUAAUUUUGAAAGUGUUUUAAAUAACCAAAUUUUCAAGAACCCUUUUCGAUAGAUUAGAAUUGACAGCAAUUUAAAUUGUUAUAGUAGACAUAGUCAAAUUAGUAUACACAAUUUUAGCAGCAGCUCAUUUUUCAGCCUGCAUUUGGUUUUUAGUUGGAUCUACUGGGAAUCCCAAUGAAGUAUCUUGGGUCAAGGCUUAGAAUAUAGAAAAUGAAGACUGGUUUAAUCAAUAUUUGCAUUCUUUUUACUGGAGUAUCAUUACAAUGACUACCAUCGGUUAUGGUGAUAUUACUCCAUAGAAUCUGAGAGAAAGAGUAUUUGCAGUAGGAAUGGCUUUAUCGGCAGUGGGAGUUUUUGGUUACUCCAUUGGCAAUAUCAAUUCAAUCUAUGCUGAAUGGAGCAGAUAAAGCUUUUAGAUUAGAACUGAUAUGAAUAACCUUAAAAAGUUUAUUAGGAUUAAGGGGAUAAAUAAACAUUUGGCUGAGAAAAUAAGAAAGUAUUUUGAAUACGUUUGGAGUGAUCAAAUGGAAGAUAAUGAUAGAGAAGUUUACAAAUUUAGUGAAUUGAUUCCAAAAUAAUUGGCUGAAGAAAUGAAAAUAGAUACUAAUAUGAAAUUGAUAUCGAAGAAUAGUUUCCUUGUGAACAAUUUCAGCGAAGCAUUUUUGAUUUCCUUAUCAAAAGCAAUGGUGGAAGAGAAAUUUGUACCCGAAUCAAUCAUAUAUAAAUAAAAUGACCCUAGUUAAUAUCUCUAUAUUUUAUCUAAUGGUGAUCUCUCAUUUUAUAUCACAUUGAAAAACAAAUAAUAAACGAUAAAGGUGUUGGAAACAGUAAAACAUGAAGGAUAAGCUUUUGGUGUUUUGGAAUUCUUUUAAUCUUAAGCUUAUUAAAUGUCAUGUAAAUCCAACUAAUUUUCCUAUGUAUUAAAGAUUGAAAGGUCUCAAUUUAUAGAAUUAGCAUCUUAACAUCAAAAUGAUUAUUAUAAAUACUGUGAAUUGGUUCAAUAGAUCUCAUUUAUGAACAGGUAAGAAUUAGUCGAUGUUACAUGUAGAGCCUGCAAUAAAUCAACACAUGUUAUUCUUGAAUGCCCUAUGGUAUGUGGUUAUCCAAAUCGAUCCAAAGUAUUGCUAAAUUAUCGAAGAUAUAUUCCUUCUGAUAGAGUUAAAUAUGUGAGAAAAUUGGAACCAAAAAUUCAAACAAGAAGAGAAUCAUCAGACAUUCAAAACAGUAUCUAUCUGUAUAUGUGCAAAACAUAAAUAUUGUAGGAUUAAAUUGAGGAGUAAAAUAAUAUUGCUGAAAGUGGAGAUGGGACCAGUUGUAUUGACGAUGCUGACGACUAAAUUCUUGAAUAUUCUUCUAAAUUAAAUAAAGAUGUCUAAAGAAAUUCAUUGCUUAAUCCAUCAUUUUUAUAGUAAUCAAAAUGUUAGCUGAAGAGGAAGCUAUCAUUUUAAGCUUGCACAGAUGCAUUAAAGGAUGAUGAAAUUCGAGAUAAAAUCUUAGAAAUAAUUAAUAAGAUUUAGAGAGCAGAAAGAUCUAAUAAAUAUUUAAGUCGCUUCAAUCAAGGACCCUAACAAUUGUAACCGAAUUUUAGAUUCUAAAACCCAUAAAACACUAUACUUAGUAAUAAGAGCAUUUAAGAUUCGGAUAAGAAAAUUGUCGAAAGAGGAGACCAAUAGAAAUUAACCAAAUAAGUAGGGCCUCAAAUAAAAGUUAAUGAGUACUCGAUUGAUCACAUAUAUACAAAUAAGACUUUAGAUGAAGAUCCAGGGAAAAGGUUAUGGUAGUAUUCAGACAUUUUUGAAGGGUUUGAGAAAGUUAGGAAUUUCGAAUAUUUUCUGAGGCAUAAUAAUGCUAAUGAAAUUGCUCGAUUAUUUAGGAUUAUGACUAAAAAUCAUAGGAAACAUAAAUAAAAUAAAUGA